Myotis lucifugus (little brown bat) is the source of this 2368-nucleotide messenger RNA. RefSeq names its product cytosolic thiouridylase subunit 2 (gene CTU2). Gene Ontology annotation, cellular component: cytosol. Bases 555 to 2246 code for a protein of 563 amino acids. The record is from RefSeq and is a predicted model, not a curated record. The transcript is spliced from 15 exons. NCBI's taxonomy places the organism in Eukaryota, Metazoa, Chordata, Mammalia, Chiroptera, Vespertilionidae. Gene Ontology annotation, molecular function: sulfurtransferase activity; tRNA binding. Gene Ontology annotation, biological process: tRNA wobble position uridine thiolation.
CCACCCCGCCCCUGCGGUUCGCGGCGCCCCCAGCCGGCGGCCUGUCCUACCCCGAGGUCCCGGCCGCCGCGCUCCGGAAGCCCAGCCUCGCAGCCCGGGGUCCCGGGGAGGCUGGAGUGCGCUCCGCAGCAUCUGGGAGAGCCUGUCCGGCCGGUGGUGGACUCCCCAGGGCGGGCCCCCUCUGCUCUCUCGCACCUCAAGUUCUUGCAGUCAGUGGGACAGCGCUGCCGCUGACCAUGCCGUCUUUCCUGGAAGAGAAGUCGGCUUUCCUGUGGCUGUCACACAUCGACUCCCCGUCUCCCGUCCUGAGCCACACAGAGCAGGUUGACGCCCCUGUCGGGCCAGCCCUGGAGAGAUGAGAGGUGGCCUUUAGGUGCCCCCUGAACGGCUUUAACAGAGCGGAAUCCUCCAGGGCCCUUGUUUUUCAAAUUGGAAGUUUGGUUAAGACACAAACUGGUUUGCCCGUGUUCAGCCGCCCACAUGACCUCUCCCCUCCACCAGGUUGGGGUGAGAAACAGGACCUCUCUCUGAAGUCGUCGGGAGGGGCGUGUGCAAUGUGUUCUUGUUCUCUCUUCCCCCCAUGUCUCCAAAGCCGUGAGCUGAAGUGUGUGAAGUGCUCGGAAGGCCUGCCGGUGGUGGUGAUCCGAGCAGGGGACGCCUUCUGCAGGGACUGUUUCAAGGCGUUCUACGUCCACAAGUUCAGAGCUGUGCUUGGGAAGAACCGGCUGAUCUUUCCAGGAGAGAAGGUGCUCCUGGCGUGGUCUGGGGGGCCUUCGUCGAGCUCCAUGAUCUGGCAGGUCCUUGAGGGCCUGAGUCGAGAUUCUGCCAAAAGACUGCGUUUUGUGCCAGGGGUUGUCUACGUUGAUGAGGGAGCAGCCUGUGGACAGAGCCUGGAGGACAGAGCCAAAACCCUAGCCGAGAUGAAGCUGAUCCUGCAGACAGUUGGUUUUCCCUGGCACAUUGUUGCCUUAGAAGAGGUGUUCGGCCUGCCGCCAUCUGUGCUUCGCUACCUUGACCAGGAGCCCUCAGGGACCAAGGGGGCCUAUAAGGCAGCUGUGGACAGUUUCCUCCAGCAGCAGCAUGCACCAGCCCAAGGGGAGGAGCAGCUGAGCCAGCCUGGCUCCCAGGACCCCCAGAGCCCAGCUGGGCUCCCCACAGCUGCCCAGACCGAGGCUCAGCCACCCACAGCUGCCCAGACCGAGGCUCAGCCACCCACAGCUGCCCAGACCAAGGCUCAGCCACCCACAGCUGCCCAGACCGAGGCUCAGCCACCCACAGCUGCCCAGACCGAGGCUCAGCCACCCACAGCUGCCCACACCGAGGCUUUAUCUAGACUUUUCGACUCAGUGAAGACACUGACAGCCAAGGAGGAGCUUCUUCAGACCCUGCGAACCCACCUGAUUCUGCACGUGGCCCGGACCCAUGGCUACUCCAAGGUGAUGACGGGGGACAGCUGUACCCGCCUGGCCAUCAAGCUCAUGACUAGCCUGGCGCUGGGGAGAGGGGCCUUCCUGGCCUGGGACACGGGCUUCUCUGAUGAGAGGCAUGGUGACGUGGUGGUGGUGCGGCCCAUGCGCGACCACACACUGAAGGAGGUCGCCUUCUACAACCGCCUGUUUGCUGUGCCCUCUGUCUUCACACCAGCUAUCGACACCAAGCAUCCUUGGAGCGUAUACAGGAUAUCCCUUGGAGUUGGAGGACAGGCCCCGGAGAAGUCCAGCAUCCACCGGCUUAUGGAAGCCUUCAUGCUCAGGCUGCAGGCCCAGUUCCCCUCCACAGUCAGCACUGUGUACAGGACGAGUGAGAAGCUGGUCAAGGCCCCAAGGGAUGGCAAUGCUGGUGGCCCCCCAGGCCCCCGCUGCCUGCUCUGCAUGUGUGCACUGGACAUCGACACUGCUGAUAGUGCCACGGCUUUUGGGGCCCAGACCUCACAUCUCUCCCAGAUGCAGCCCCCCACCCCACCAGCUGAGGCACCCACAACACCCUGCUGCUCUGCAGGGGUGGGCAGGGCCCAGGGCUGUUGCCGGGGGGCUGAGCCCUGCGGGAGGGAGGACCCCCGAGCCACUGUCAUCGAGCAGCUAUGCUACGGGUGCCGUGUGAACAUGAAGGACUUGCCUUCCUUGGACCCCCUGCCACCCUACAUCCUGACUGAGGCCCAGCUCCGUAGCCAGAGGGCCUCGGUCUUGCAGGAGAUACAGGAGUAUCUGAUUGACAGUGAUGAUGAGGCGCAGACCGGUGAGAGCUGAGCCUCAGGAUGGACCCUCGGGACCACCCCGCCUGGACCUCUGCCAUGCUGGAGCAGGACACAGGGAUGGGCAGGCAGCGUGCUGUCAUCUGUUUGUAUAAAUAAAAGUUUUAAUUAAAAAAA